CCAGCAAAUCCCGUGAUCCUGCCCUCCAAACCAAAAGUAGGUGUGUGUUAACAGUGACGAGUUGGGUCUAAGUCUGGAAAGAAGGAAAGCGUUUGACACUAGUCCCAACAGACUAAAAAAAAACGUUUCUCUUUACAAUUAACACAUCAGAUCUCGAUUUGUGAUCAGGUUUUUUUUUCUUUUUGUCUCUCUCUCUCUUUCCUUUCUUUCCUUGGCAAUUCUCAGUAACUUGCAGCAAACUCGUUUAAGCUUAAAAAGUUGUGUGCUUCCCUUUCUCUUUCUCGCUCUCGCUCUCGCUCUCUUGUCACAGGUAAGAAGAUCUCACUCAGUUAAACCAUGUCAGUGAGUCAGGUUUCGACUGUGGACAGAGUGGAGGCUUCACCAAAGAGCAACAAACCAGACAACACAGCUUUCACCCAGCAAAGGCUCCCGGCUUGGCAGCCCAUUCUGUCGGCAGGUUAUGUCCUCCCUCUGUUCAUCGUGUUUGGGUUGAUAUUUAUUGGGAUCGGACUCGGGUUACACUUCACUUCCAACAGCAUCAUGGAAAAACAGAUCGAUUAUACAGGUGACACAAGCGAGCAUGCUUGCUACAAUUGCAGUAUGAAUGCAAAUAAGAACUGCAAAUGCACAAUAAGAUUCACGGUGACCCAGAUGAUGAAGGGGCCCAUCUUCAUGUACUACGGAUUAUCGAAUUUCUUUCAAAAUAAUCGGAAGUACGUAAUCUCCCGGGACGAUAUCCAACUUUUCGGUGAUUUAGAUAAUUUCCAGAACCCUUCCAAUUACUGUUUUCCAUUUGUCCGAGACAGUCAGAAACGCCCAAUUGUUCCAUGUGGAGCCAUUGCAAACAGCCUUUUCAAUGACUCCUUCACCCUAUAUAAAGUCGGGAAUGACAACAAUCGCUCUCAAGUUGUCCUGAAGAGCAAAGGAAUUUCUUGGUGGACGGAUUACAACGUCAAAUUCAAGAACCCGGUUACAACCAACAAUAACAGCGUUCUGCAGGCAGCAUUUGAUGGAACCGUCAAACCUUUGAACUGGCUUCGACCUGCCUACGAACUAGACACGAAUCCCCAAAACAACGGCUUCCAAAACGAAGACUUCAUUGUGUGGAUGCGGAUCGCGGCUUUGCCCACGUUUCGCAAACUCUACCGGCGAAUCGAUGAGGGACUGACCGUUGGGAAAUACGACCUGGAGAUAGCGUACAAUUAUCCGGUGCUGAGCUUCGACGGACGGAAGCACAUAACGUUCAGCACGAUAUCCUGGAUGGGCGGCAAGAACUCAUUCUUGGGCAUUGCUUACCUGGUGUGUGGGUCCCUCUGUGUUGUGACUGGCAUUGUGCUGCUUAUCGUCUAUAUCAAAUACCAAAAACAGCACCACGGCUCUGCUGAAUAGCGAGCUGCACAACGGCACCCAAAUCGUUCUGCGAUUAGUUCUACCUGUUGGACAGAAAUAGCGAAUUAUCAUGGAAUGGUUAUUAGAAAUUAACUCCUUAUAUGAAGCGUUUAAAUUUUACUUCAUCUUUUUGGGAAUGAGAAGAGUGUCAGGUCUCUUUAAUUUACCCGUCGCAUAUUUCCCAGUUGUGAACUCUGUAUUGAUUUAAUUACAUUAUGAAAAAGGUGCUUCGAAACACAUCCCAAAUGACUGUGUCUUCUUGCAAAUGUUAGUUAGUUACUUGAAAAUGUUUACAGCGAUUGUUUUGCUCAGCAAAUGUAGUCGGGUGCAUUAACAAAUUAGGGCUUGUGAAGGACCCUCUGGGUACACAGAGGCUGGAGCCAGAAGAGGUAAUAAUGUUCCAGGAGUAAGACUGAGCACAAUCACUAGUACUCGGUGGUGGAGGCGGGAGAAUAAUUCAGAUCACUAUCAUUGAUCUUAUUGAUCAAUUAUUAUUAUUGCGUUUUGCCCACA
Molecule: messenger RNA, 1902 nt
Organism: Callorhinchus milii (elephant shark)
Lineage: Eukaryota; Metazoa; Chordata; Chondrichthyes; Chimaeriformes; Callorhinchidae
Gene: tmem30b
Product: transmembrane protein 30B
Exons: 7
Coding region: 337-1389 (350 amino acids)
Biological process (GO): phospholipid translocation
Cellular component (GO): endoplasmic reticulum; plasma membrane; Golgi apparatus
Source: RefSeq, a predicted model, not a curated record